UCGGUUGUAACGGAAUUACUGAAGAUUAUUGGAGAUCUUACUAGUUCCUGUUGAAUGAAGACCAAAGUUGAAAGUUUUCCAGUCUCUUCUUGUCUUGCAUUCCACACUGUUGAAUUAUCCUUAUGGAGUCGUUAUGGGAAAGGAACACUUUGUCGUUCACCUUUUGGAAUGCCUUGCAAUAUUGAAAAGACUACCUGGCUCGAUAGAAAGUGCUUUGGGGGAAAGAGAACCAAUCAUACAAGAAUACUAAGAUGUCUCAAGAAGUACAAUCCAACUUGCUGUAGCAAUAGUGAGCAUACAGAUUCGCAGUCAACGCCAAUUGUUUUAUCCUCAUCUCACGAAGAUGGUGUUGUAUUGAAAACUUUUUGGGACUCGAAUGAAGAAGAAUGGGUUGAAGUGAAUCCUUUUCCUUUUUUAGGAGACAAAGCUCCGAAAGAGAGAUAUCGUCGAAUUAGGAAAAGAGCAGAUUUGAAGAAGAUAUUAGUUAUUGGGGCAGGACCUAUUGUGAUUGGUCAGGCUUGUGAGUUUGAUUACUCAGGAACGCAAGCUUGUAAGGCUUUGAGAGCAGAAGGAUAUCAAGUAGUAUUAGUCAACUCCAAUCCUGCUACUAUUAUGACUGAUCCUGAGACAGCUGAUAGAAUAUACAUUGAACCUUUAGUACCCGAAGUUUUGACCAAAAUAAUUGAAAAGGAAAGGCCUCAGGCUUUACUUCCUACAAUGGGAGGACAAACGGCAUUGAAUUUGGCAUUCAUUUUGUCCAAAACGGGAGUUUUAGAUCGUUUUCAAGUAGAAUUGAUUGGAGCCCGUUUAGAUGCCAUCGAAAAAGGAGAAGACCGGCGUCUAUUUAAGGAAGCUAUGGAAAGAAUUGGACUCAAAACAUGUCCUUCAGGUAUUGCUAAUAAUUUAGAAGAGGCUAAACAAGUUUCCGAGAAGAUUGGAAAAUUUCCGUUGAUUAUUCGUCCUGCUUAUACUUUGGGAGGCACUGGAGGAGGCAUUGCUUAUAAUCAAGAAGAAUAUGAAGAGAUGGCUAAAGCUGGUUUGGAUGCUUCCCCAACCCAUCAAAUACUUGUCGAUCUUUCACUUCUUGGUUGGAAAGAAUACGAGUUGGAAGUUAUGCGUGAUGGAGUGGAUAAUGUAGUGAUAGUAUGUGGUAUUGAGAAUGUCGAUCCUAUGGGAGUUCAUACUGGAGAUUCUAUUACUGUCGCUCCUUGUCAAACACUAACUGAUAGAGAAUAUCAAAGACUUCGUGACUAUGCCAUUGCCGUAAUUCGAGAAAUUGGAGUUGAUACAGGCGGUAGUAAUAUUCAAUUUGCAGUUAAUCCAGAAAAUGGAGAAGUAGUUAUUGUCGAAAUGAAUCCUCGAGUAUCUCGUUCUUCCGCUUUAGCUUCCAAAGCCACUGGAUUUCCAAUUGCUAAAAUAGCAGCCAAGUUGGCCAUUGGAUUAUCCCUUCCAGAGAUUCCGAAUGAUAUCACUAGGAAAACUCCAGCAUCAUUUGAACCUUCAUUGGAUUAUGUCGUUACAAAGAUUCCUCGAUUCGCCUUUGAAAAGUUUCCAGGCGCUUCCAAUAUCUUGACAACUCAAAUGCGUUCUGUUGGAGAAGCAAUGGCUUUGGGAAGAAGUUUUUGUGAAAGUUUUCAGAAAGCCAUUCGAAGUUUAGAAGUUAGUGGACGAUGGGGAUUUGGUUGUGAUGGAAAAGAUGAACAGAUUCUCAGUCGAAUAGAGUUAGAAUCUGCUCUUCGAACACCCACACCUGAACGUAUCUUUGCAGUGAGACAAGCACUGAUGGCUGGAAUGAGUAUAGAUGAGAUUUAUCAAUUAUCCCGUUAUGAUCGCUGGUUUUUAUAUCAACUUUACGAAAUCUAUCAAACGGAACUUUCCAUAAGGAAUCGCUCUUUAGAAAGUAUUUCUGCAGAAGAAUUAUUUGCUAUCAAAGCAAAAGGAUUUUCUGAUUAUCAGAUUGCCUUUGCCACGAAUACAACGGAAGAGAAAGUACGCUUAUAUCGGAAAAGUUUGUAUAUGAAACCGGUUUAUAAAACGGUGGAUACUUGUGCUGUAGAAUUUGAGUCUUAUACGCCGUAUUUGUAUUCAACUUAUGAGAGUCGAGUUGUUUGGGGUACAGCGGAAGAAAUAGCUGCUGGAAUGGAGUCUGAAGUUCCUAUUUCAAGUGGAAAGAAGAAAAUACUUAUUUUAGGAGGUGGACCUAAUCGAAUUGGUCAAGGAAUAGAGUUUGAUUAUUGUUGUGUUCAUGCAUGCUUUGCUUUACGUGAAGCCAAGUUUGAAACUAUUAUGAUGAAUAGUAAUCCUGAAACUGUAUCUACUGAUUAUGAUACUUCAGAUCGACUUUAUUUUGAACCUUUGACAUUGGAAGAUGUUAUUCAUGUGAUUGAAGCAGAAAGAGUGGAUGGAAUUGUUAUUCAAUUUGGAGGUCAAACUCCAUUGAAGUUAGCCAUGUCUUUGCAAAAAUAUCUGACCUCGAAAGAAGCCAAGGAUAGUGGAGUUGAGGCCAUUAUUUUAGGCACGAGUCCAGAAUCCAUUGAUAUUGCAGAAGAUAGAGAUCGAUUUGUUCGCAUAUUAAAUGAGUUGAAGAUUCGACAACCAUCCAAUGGAAUUGCUAGAAGUUUAGAAGAAGCUCAACGAGUGGCAUCGGAAAUUGGUUAUCCAGUAGUAGUUAGGCCAAGUUAUGUAUUGGGUGGUAGAGGGAUGGAAAUAGUAUACAAUCAACAGCAAUUGGCCAAAUAUAUGACUGCUUCUGUAGUUGUUGAAAGUGAACAUCCUGUGCUCAUCGAUCACUUUUUAGAGAAUGCAGUAGAAGUUGAUGUGGAUGCGCUUGCAGAUAAGACAGGAAAGGUAGUCAUUGGUGGGAUUAUGGAACAUAUUGAACAAGCAGGAAUUCAUUCGGGUGACUCGGCAUGCAUACUUCCAACUCAAACCAUUCCUUAUUCUGCACUAGUCACUAUAAGACAAUGGACAAUAGCAUUGGCCAAGCGGUUACAAGUUGUUGGUUUGAUGAAUGUUCAAUGGGCAGUACAGGGCGAUAAAGUUUUCAUAUUGGAAGCCAAUCCUAGAGCUUCCAGAACUGUUCCAUUUAUUUCGAAAGCCAUUGGAAUUCCAUUGGCAAAGAUUGCAUCUCUCUUAAUGAUUGGAAAGACUUUGCAAGAACUUGGAUUCACUACGGAAGUAAUUCCUAAACAUGCUGCUGUAAAAGAAGCAGUUUUACCUUUUAACAAAUUUCCAUUGAGUGACAUGUUACUUUCUCCAGAAAUGCGUUCCACUGGAGAAGUUAUGGGAAUUGAUUUUUCUUAUCCGGCAGCUUUUGUAAAAGCACAAAUGGCAGCUGGAACUCCACUUCCAUUGGAAGGGACGAUAUUGUUAUCUUUGGCUGAAGAAGAUAAAAAACAAGGAGUUGCUUUGGCACAUGACUUUAUAGACUUGGGGUUUCAUAUUCUAGCUACUCGAGGAACCUAUGUGCAUCUUAUAGCAGAAGGAUUGAAUCCUUCUCAAGUAGAAAUGGCAUUCCAAAUAGGAGAAGGACGUCCGAAUAUUGUUGAUCGCAUAAAGAAUCGAGAAAUUCAACUAUUUAUUAUGACACCGGGAAUAGAUAAGGACACAGAAAGUGAGAAACAAGUACGAAGGACUAGUGUUCAAUUUAAGUUGCCUAUGAUUACUACAUUGGCUGCAGCAAAGGUAGCUGCUCAAGGAAUAAGAAUAUUAAAGUCUCAAGAACCGAGUGUGAUUUGUAUGCAAGAUUAUCACGCAGAACGUUUGAAUCGAUCUUUGUCCAUUCUCACUUUCGUCAUGUUGGUAAAAGUAAAAACUUUAACUGGAAAAGAAAUAGAAAUAGAUAUCGAACCAGGAGAUAAGAUUGAAAGAAUCAAAGAACGAGUUGAAGAAAAGGAAGGCAUUCCUCCAGCACAACAAAGACUUAUAUUUGGAGGUAAACAGUUGGCUGAUGAAAAGUCAGCAAGAGACUAUCAUAUUGAAGGUGGUUCAGUAUUGCACUUGGUACUCGCUUUGAGAGGUGGAAAUAGAGUAAGUUGAUGGUCUAUUUGGAGUUUGAUCGAUAUA
Molecule: messenger RNA, 4065 nt
Organism: Galdieria sulphuraria
Lineage: Eukaryota; Rhodophyta; Bangiophyceae; Galdieriales; Galdieriaceae
Product: carbamoyl-phosphate synthase large subunit
Exons: 2
Coding region: 55-4038 (1327 amino acids)
Biological process (GO): L-glutamine metabolic process
Cellular component (GO): cytoplasm
Molecular function (GO): ATP binding; protein binding; metal ion binding
Source: RefSeq, a predicted model, not a curated record